Molecule: messenger RNA, 4501 nt
Organism: Parus major (Great Tit)
Lineage: Eukaryota; Metazoa; Chordata; Aves; Passeriformes; Paridae
Gene: FNBP1
Product: formin binding protein 1
Exons: 22
Coding region: 1146-3197 (683 amino acids)
Biological process (GO): signal transduction; endocytosis
Molecular function (GO): protein binding
Source: RefSeq, a predicted model, not a curated record
UCUGCCCGGGCAGGGACACCUCCCGCUACACCCGGGUGCCCCAAAAACCCUUCCAGCCCGGCUUUGAACACUUCCCGGGGAGCAGCCUCACAUUUUCUGAGCGACCUGUGCCAGACCCUCACCACUCUCCCAGGGAAGAAUUUCCUUCCAAUAUUCAGCCUGAAUUUUUCCUCUUUCAGUUCGAACCCACUCCCCCUUAUCCUGUCUCUACAGUUCUGCCAAAGAGUCCCUUCCCGGCUUCUGAAGCCCCUUCAGAUCCUGGAAGGUGCUGUGAGCUCUCCACACAACCUUCUCCAGGCUGAACAUCCCCAUCUCCCUCAGCCUUUCCCCAUGGGGAAGGCGUUUCCCGCCCUUUUCUCUCCCCCUGGAGCCCUUCUGGGCUCUGCUGGGUUGCCCCAUGCCCACGGGCUGCUCCCCACAAUGUCCCCCAGGUUGGAUCAGGCCCCCCAGUGAGUGAGGCAGGCCCUGUGGUGGGUCCCUCCUCAGCCCUGGGACCCCUUUGGCAGUGGGGUCCCCCCUGACUGGUGGGUCCCCCCCAUAGCCAUGGGGCUCAGAGGGGGACACUGACCAAAAGGAACCCCCUGAGCCUCCCCCAGACCAGCCUCUGUGGGGUGACACCAAAAAAAAACCCAAAAAAAGACUGAAGCUCUUCCUACCUCAGCCCUGCAGCAUCGUCCGCAGGGAGAUGUGGGAUGGUUGUUUACAGGGAGGGCUGAAGUGGUUGUUUCCAGCUCAACCGUGGAUCUACCAGCAAGUUCCAGCUUCUUCCUGGGAGCUAUGGCAACAGCAGACGUCUGAACAUCAGGUGAAAUCUCAGCAACAGCCAAAGAAGACUGGAGUAGUACCAAGAAAUAUCUGGAAACAUGAAAAAAAAAAAAUUGUUUUUCUAGUGAUGUGCUUUCUCUGGGCAGUACGUAUGUGUGCCACUAGAUGUCCUGGCAGCAUCAGCCCUUGCACCACACGGAGCUACAACCCAGGUUGCAAAAAACCCCACGGACCUACAAACAUCGCAUGAUUUAUUCUAAAAAAUCUCCGGGUAGCAGCCAAGCAUCAGUGGAAGAAGUGCAUUAAUCUAGGAGAGAUAAUGCUUCUUGUAGCAGCUGGUCAAUUUUUAUCUUCUCACAUCAAAAGCAUCUCCACCAUGUAUGAACAGAAGCCUUUUACCUCAGGACCAGUUUGACAACUUAGAAAAACACACGCAGUGGGGUAUUGAUGUUCUGGAAAAGUACAUCAAGUUUGUAAAAGAAAGAACAGAGAUUGAACUCAGCUAUGCAAAGCAGCUUAGGAAUCUUUCAAAGAAAUACCAACCCAAGAAGAACUCCAAGGAGGAGGAAGAAUACAGGCUUUGCUGGCCAAAAUUUUGCUUGCUUAGACAGGAUUUUGCCAGGUACACAUCAACUAGAGCCUUCCUAGCCACUUUAAAUGAAAUGAAUGACUAUGCUGGACAGCACGAGGUCAUUUCAGAGAACAUGACCUCUCUGAUCACUGCAGAGUUAACACGCUACGUGCAGGAGCUGAAACAGGAGAGGAAAUCGCACUUCCAUGAUGGCAGAAAGGCACAACAACACAUUGAAACUUGCUGGAAACAACUUGAAGCAAGUAAAAGGCGGUUUGAGCGUGAUUGCAAAGAAGCUGAUCGAGCACAGCAAUAUUUUGAGAAGAUGGAUGCUGACAUCAACGUGACAAAAGCAGAUGUUGAAAAGGCAAGACAGCAAGCCCAGCUGAGACAUCAGAUGGCAGAAGACAGCAAAGCUGAAUAUUCUUCCACCCUACAGAAGUUCAACAGUGAGCAGCAUGAGCAUUACUACACACACAUACCAAACAUCUUCCAGAAAAUACAAGAGAUGGAGGAAAGAAGAAUCGUGAGGAUAGGUGAAUCCAUGAAAACCUUUGCAGAAGUCGACCGCCAAGUGAUCCCUAUCAUUGGGAAGUGCCUGGAUGAGAUAACAAAAGCUGCAGAAUCAGUGGAUCACAAGAAUGAUUCCCAGAUGGUAAUAGAAGCCUUUAAAUCAGGGUUUGAGCCUCCAGGAGACGUUGACUUUGAGGAUUUCACACAGCCCAUGAAGAGGACAGUGUCUGAAUCCAGCCUUUCCAACUCCAGAGGGGAUGGGAAGUCAGAGCCCAAGUUCGGUAGCAAAUCCAAGGGCAAGUUAUGGCCAUUCAUCAAGAAAAAUAAGCUUAUGUCCCUUUUAACAUCCCCCCAUCAGCCCCCUCCUCCUCCCCCUGCCUCUGCCUCACCCUCUGCUGUUCCCAACGGCCCCCAGUCUCCCAAGCAGCAAAAGGAACCCCUCUCCCAUCGCUUCAACGAGUUCAUGACCUCCAAACCCAAAAUCCACUGCUUCAGGAGCCUAAAGCGCGGGCAGACACAGUCUUUGUAUAUUCACAAAGAACUCAUGAAGAGGACUUUAGGGACACCCACGUGUGCCGUUGAGGCUAGGGAAUAUGUUCUUUCUCUCAAGCUGAUAAAUCUGAAUACACAGGUCUGGAGUCUAAUAGAGGGAGCAGGCCCAGAAGAUUUCAGCAAUCUCCCACCUGAGCAAAGAAGAAAGAAGCUGCAGCAAAAGGUCGAUGAACUGAACAGGGACAUUCAGAAAGAGAUGGAUUCAAGAGAUGCCUUAACAAAGAUGAAAGACGUGUACAUCAAGAACCCCCAGAUGGGAGAUGCAGCGAGUGUGGACCACAGAUUGGCAGAGCUUGGGCAGAACAUUGAAAAGCUGCGAUUAGAAGUUCAGAAAUUCGAGGGCUGGCUGGCAGAGGUGGAGGGGCGGCUGCCGGCACGGCCGGAGCAGCCCCGGCGGCAGAGCGGGGUGUACGAGGUGCAGAACCCGUCAGGAGUGAACAGCUGUGCCCAGGACCGUGAGAGCAGCCCCGAUGGCAGUUACACAGAGGAGCAGAGCCAGGAGACUGAGAUGAAAGUACCUGCAACAGACUUUGAUGAUGAGUUUGAUGAUGAAGAACCACUACCCACCAUAGGAACAUGUAAAGCACUCUAUACAUUUGAAGGUCAGAAUGAAGGAACAAUCUCUGUAGCAGAAGGAGAGAUGCUCUAUGUAAUAGAAGAAGACAAAGGCGAUGGGUGGACGCGAAUCCGAAGGAACGAAGAUGAGGAGGGCUAUGUCCCCACGUCCUAUGUUGAAGUCUAUUUGGACAAAAAUGCCAAAGAUGUGCACAAACCACUUCAGAAAAUCUCUGAGUAGGUUUGCAUAGGCCUGUCCACCCUUUAUUCUCCUGGUUUGCUGCUACGGUUGUUUUAAGAGCUCUGUUUGAGAAGGUUUUCUUUAGAAGAGAUGAAUGCACAUGUCAUAUCUCCAUCACUGAAAGACUUUGUUAGGUACCAGCUCGGCUCUGAAAUGCCAAUGAAGGUGCUGCCCCGACCGUGUCCAUUUAGUGCAAACAGCAUUGCUGUCCUUCUGAACAGAAAUGAGAGCUGCAAGCUCUGCUCCUGUUGGGAUUCCUGCAGGAAGCUGUUCUGUGCACACCUGGGUGUAGCAUCUUGCAGGGCUUUUCUGUACCUGUCGGGUGUCUGGCGCUGAGAACUCUCAAACACAGGAAUUAUUUGGGCCUUUCAGCUCAAGCCUGACCAGCCUGUGUUACUGACCAUGGUACCUCAUCAUCUGCUUGGGAACAAAACCCUUUUACUGAGGGAUGUUGUGAAAUCGUGUGACACAAAAAAGCCUGCAUGGAGUAACCAGCUCUGUACAAACCCUGCAUUGCACCCAACAGAAAUGCCACAUUCCCUCCAGCAGUAAGCCUGGAUGUUUGUUUGGGUGACAUGCAGGAAUAGAGGCUGGUUUGGGAGGUUAAACUUGAUGAUAAAAACUAUUUUGGAGCCGUGGGCUGAUGAGCAUUUUGGGUCCUUUGCAGCUGUGGGUCUGUUCCCCCUCACCUCUGAUGAUAUCAAUAAUUCCUUAUGGGCAGCUCUGGCAUUCCCAGUGCUGCAGCUCUGCUGUUUGCUGUAACCAUCAUGCAGAGCCUUGACUUACAUAAAGAAAUAGGUAAAAGUUAACCAUGCUGAUGCACUUUUUAUCUAGGAUAUAUCUGAUUAUUUAAUGCUUGCCAAAUUAUUUAGGAAUUGGUAAUUAUAAACUGGACUGUGGCUUUUUAAAAUCCUUUUGUUAAAUACAUGCCCUUAGUUCUCCCAGUAUAUAUUAAAAAAUGUAUAUAACAUAACUUAAAAACUAAAGUUACUUGAAUUUGAGUUGUUUUUAUCCUUUUAUAUGUGUAUAAAUAUAAAUGGUUCUAUAGGCUGUUCUUCUGCUUAACCCAGCUGUUUUGGUAACUACUCAGUCCCUCUGAUGUUGAUAAGUGUUUUUGGUUACUCAGCUGCCUGCACCUGGACCUGCAUAGGAACUGCUGUUUUGUGUUAAGGUUUGUUCAGUCUGGCCAGUGUGGUUGUCUUGUUUCUAUUCUUAUUUUUUAAAGAAUCAUCAUCUGUCAGGAGUCUCUUUAUAGCUUGAUGUACCAUGGUGUCUUCUUCUAAUAAACAUUAUAUUUUCUCAUU